AAUACAACUUUUUGUAUUGAGAAGCUUAAAAAAAAAAAAAACUUUUUAAAAGAGAGGUAGCCCGUGCUAAAUAUAGUUAUAUUGCAGAAGUUCAUUUACCAGUUCUUGCUUACAAUGCAAAAAAAGAAAAAAAGAAAAAAAAUUAAGCUAAAAUACUGCAUGGUUUAGAAGAGGGAGGAGGAGCUUGAAUAACCUUUGCCAGGAAGUCUGUAAAUGGAGAGGCCCCACUGGGCCUUCAGUAUAAAAGGGGGACACAGAAGAGGAGGUCUACACUUUAGGGGCUUGCUCUGGCAGUACCAAAGCCACAAGGCAGCCUUGCAGAAGACAGAGGUCCACCAUGCCCGGCUCAGCACUGCUCUAUUGCCUGCUCUUACUGGCUGAGGUGGGGCUCAGCAGAGGCCACUACACCCAGGAGGAGAAUAAUUGCACCCACUUCCCAGUCAGCCAGACCCACAUGCUUCGAGAGCUGCGGAUUGCCUUCAGCCAGGUGAAGACUUUCUUCCAAAAGAAGGACCAGCUGGACAACAUACUGCUAACCGAUUCCUUACUGAAGGACUUUAAGGGUUACCUGGGUUGCCAAGCCUUAUCAGAAAUGAUCCAGUUUUACCUGGUAGAAGUGAUGCCCCAGGCAGAGAACCAUGGCCCAGAAAUCAAGGAGCAUUUGAACUCCCUGGGAGAGAAGCUGAAGACCCUCAGGAGGCAGCUGCAGCGCUGUCAUCGAUUUCUCCCCUGUGAAAAUAAGAGCAAGGCUGUGGAGCAGGUGAAGAGUGAUUUUAAUAAGCUCCAAGAGAAUGGCGUCUACAAGGCCAUGAAUGAGUUUGACAUCUUCAUCAACUGCAUAGAAGCGUACAUGACCAUCAGAAUGAAGAACUGAAACACCCAGGGUGUGUGUUGAAUCUACGACGCCAGGGCUUUAACCAGAGCUCUCUCAAUCUGAUCCAGGGAAUCUUAGCUAGUGCAAGCAACUCCUUGGAAAACCUUAUUGUACCUCUCUCCAAAAUAUUUAUUACCUCUGAUACCUCGGUUCCCU
This is a messenger RNA of Peromyscus eremicus (cactus mouse), 1030 nucleotides long. RefSeq names its product interleukin 10 (gene Il10). Gene Ontology annotation, molecular function: cytokine activity. Gene Ontology annotation, cellular component: extracellular region. The coding region runs from base 338 to 874 and encodes 178 amino acids. The record is from RefSeq and is a predicted model, not a curated record. The transcript has 5 exons. Gene Ontology annotation, biological process: immune response. Lineage: Eukaryota; Metazoa; Chordata; Mammalia; Rodentia; Cricetidae.